AUGGCAGGGGCUUGGAGGGCACUGGUGCUGGUGGCAGGCUUGGCAGCAGUGGUGUCUGUGGCCCAGCGCAGUCUGAGCUAUGAAGAGAUUAUCAACCAGGCCCUGUGGUUCUUCAAUCAGGGGCGACCAGGACAGCGCCUCUUCCGCCUCCUCGUAGCCAUCCCGCCACCUAACCUGAACUUCACCACCAAUAUCCCGCUCAACUUCAGGAUUAAAGAGACUGUGUGCUUUUCUACCAGGUUCCACCUCCACCGUCAGCCUAGAAAAUGUGCCUUCAGGGAGGGCGGGGAGGAACAGAACUGCAAUGGUACCUUCUUCAUGCUGCCACAAUUUCGCCUCCUGUCGUUCCAAUGCACCAAGGACCCAGACCGUGAGAGAGAACUCAAUAGGCAGACUCAUUCCCACCUGGAGAGAGGGGCCACAGAUAAGACAGGAAAGGGGGCAAUCUGUGUGGAUGAUGGGAGUGACCAUCCAGCAUCACUUCUGCAGAUCCCCCGUGUGAGGCGUUCUGCUGCAUCCUCUGAAGUGGCUCCUCCAGAAACUGACAUCUCCAAACUGCCACCAGUGGCCAGGGACCUGUACGAGAGAACCAAGUACGACAUCAUCAACAACAUCUUGAGGAACUUCUAGGGCUGGAGAAGGGAGAGGAGGCCCUGCAACCCCAUCAGGGCCUUCUCUUCCCACUCACCCACUCCCUCUGCUACUCUUAGCACUCUCUUUAGGCAUAAUCUGAGCCCACCCAUACUCCUCUGCCUUUGAACCCCUGCUUCCUUCUGCCUGGAAUUCUUG
Molecule: messenger RNA, 789 nt
Organism: Phacochoerus africanus (Common warthog)
Lineage: Eukaryota; Metazoa; Chordata; Mammalia; Artiodactyla; Suidae
Product: 15 kDa protein B-like
Exons: 4
Coding region: 1-630 (209 amino acids)
Biological process (GO): defense response
Cellular component (GO): extracellular region
Molecular function (GO): cysteine-type endopeptidase inhibitor activity
Source: RefSeq, a predicted model, not a curated record